Molecule: messenger RNA, 1104 nt
Organism: Glycine soja
Lineage: Eukaryota; Viridiplantae; Streptophyta; Magnoliopsida; Fabales; Fabaceae
Exons: 1
Coding region: 131-859 (242 amino acids)
Source: RefSeq, a predicted model, not a curated record
AAUAAGAAUUUUGCUACCCAAAAAAGUUCAUAGCCAUUAUUAUUAACAUAUUUCCUCUACCUUUCUUUCUCCUUCAAAAAUUCACCUCACCUUUUCUUUUCCCUAUUAGCUCCGAACCCGAACCUGUAAAAUGGAUCUACUCGACCCGAACCGUUUCCGCAACCGCAAGCAACCCACCCUCUCCUCGCGGGAACGCUUCCUCGGCGUCCCAUCCCACGCGCCGCGACUCGAAAACCCUUCCUCCGACGACGUCGUUUUCUCCAACAACGACGACCUAAUCGAAGACGACGUCGUUUUCUCCAACAACGUUGACUCCACCGAACCCUCUUCUUCCUCUUCUCCAAUCCCUAAUCACCACAACCACAACCACAAUAGCCACCACAAAGGCUUUGCAUACGGUCCCUCCGACGCGUCGUUCGGCAUCCUCGCCGCGCUGCCGGAGAACGACCACGCUUCUCCGAACGGUUCGCACUUCUUCCACCACAAACCCUCCGUCUCUGUCUCCGUCUCGCUCUCCUCGUCCUCCUCCUCCUCCUCCGCGCGCCUCAUUCCGGCGAUUCCGAAGCCCCCGCCGGACCGCACUCCCUCCUCCUCCCUCAAGUUCCACCAGUCCGCGCCGGUGAACGUGCCGCUUAUGCCGAUGAGAAGACACCACCACCGCGAGUUCGACGAUGACGACGGUAACGAGGACGCGGCGGAGGAGGAGAUGCUGCCGCCGCACGAGAUUGUGGCGCGGAAUUCCGCUCAGUCGCCGAUGCUGGCUUAUUCGGUUCUUGAAGGAGUAGGGAGAACGCUAAAGGGGAGAGACUUGCGUCAGGUUCGCAAUGCGGUUUGGCGCCAAACAGGUUUUCUCGAUUGAUUGAACUAUGAAGAAACGCUUUUGGAUUUUCGGUUUUGCGGUUUCAUUCUUUUAGAUAUGUUCGUUUUCCUUUUAGGAAGUGCUAAAGCCCUAAAGCCUCAAUUGAUUGUAAAAUUGAAGAGUUGGUCAAUAAUGGCUUAGUGCUUUAUUGUUGGUUAAUUGGUGUUUGAUUGCUGUAUAUCUUAUGCAAUAAUUUAUUUUUGUGGUCCAUAAUGAGCUCUAUUGGAAGAUGUUUUGCUGUUUGC